Messenger RNA from Ogataea haglerorum, 1275 nucleotides. RefSeq lists its product as uncharacterized. Gene Ontology annotation, biological process: exocytosis; vesicle fusion. The record is from RefSeq and is a predicted model, not a curated record. Gene Ontology annotation, molecular function: syntaxin binding; SNAP receptor activity. The coding region runs from base 1 to 1275 and encodes 424 amino acids. The transcript has a single exon. NCBI's taxonomy places the organism in Eukaryota, Fungi, Ascomycota, Pichiomycetes, Pichiales, Pichiaceae. Gene Ontology annotation, cellular component: plasma membrane; SNARE complex.
AUGGGUUUUAGAAAGAUGUUCAAGCCCCCAAAGGAGAUGUCCAAGGAGGACGCCAGAGAGUUUCUGCAGGAUGAGGGUAUCCCUGUGAGGGAUAAGGAGAAUCGUCAUCGCAGAAAGUUUAAGUUUGGAGAGUUCUCGAAGUUCGCUCAAAAUGAAACACAGGAGCAACCUAUGCUGAUGCCCCGAAUCCGUCAGGAUCCGGCUUCACAUGGAUCAUCUGCCGGUUCUUCUGACGACCCAUACAAUCCGGCUACGCAAUCGACAGUUUCAAAUGUGACACAAGAGACAACAAAUCAAUAUGAAGGUUUAGGAAGGUACGGUGGCGCUCCUUCCUACCAUACAUUCGAUCCUUAUGAUAACGACGCUUCCGCUUCAGUCAACCAGCAGAAUACGUACCAACCACAGCUGCAGCAAGUGCAGACUACACAGAGACAAGAACCGCCCCAAGACACGUACGACACGCAAACUCAAGAUGACGAUUUUGAUCCUAAUACAUAUCCUCAGGCUGCUGCGGCCACUUAUGAUCCUUAUUUAGACUCUCAACAGCAACAAGUGGAAGAGGAAGUGGACGAGGAAGAGGAAGAAAUUAAUCGCAUCAAGCGACAGACCAAGGAUGUUAGGGAAGCGACUUUAAAAUCCACACACAAUAUAUUGGGCCAUUUAAGGCAGGCAGAUGACACGGCUGUCAAUACCUUGGGAACUAUCGGUGCUCAAAAAGAGAAGAUGUAUGAGAUAGAGAAUUCAUUAAAUGGAAUGGACACGCAUCAACGGUUUAUCGAUGAACAUGUCAAACAGUUAGAGCAUUAUAACAGAGGAUUGUUUCACAUAAAGGCAAGCAACCCAUUCACCAAGAAAUCGAGGAUGAGGGCCGCUGAGCAGCAGUUCCUUGCUCAGAGACAAGCAGAUAGGGAAAGAGACGCGAGCCUCAGUUCCAAUCUGUAUCAUACUCAAAACGAGAUAAUAGACCAACUGCGCGAUGCGAAAGAGCCUGUUGUUAAUUCAGAGCUGAAAGACAAGUACGAAUACGAGAGACGUGUAAAGGAGGCUUCUAGAUUCUUGGGCGAAGAACACGAUGAGGAGGAUGAAAGGAUGGAGGUAGAGUACAGCAAGAAUGUGGAUGAAGCGCAAAAGCUCGCAGCAAAUUUGAGACGCAAAGCCAAUUUGAUUUCGCAAGAAAUUAUGUCACAGAACAAGAACUUGAAAGAUAUCAGCGAGAAGGUUAAUAAGGUGGACGAUAAGCUUGUGCUUACGACUAACAGGAUCCGGGGUAUUUAA